GGUGUAUGUAGUACCUAUUUAGUUUGCUUUAAGUGUUCGUGCCUAGCGCAUCAUUCGAAUAAUUCGAUGUUCAAUGUGCUUUAAACAUACUUAAAAUAAAAUCAAAAAAAGAAAUAUCUUUUACAUUCUUUUGUAAACUUGUUGUGGAAAUAUCUACUAUGUACAUCUUUUUCAUUGUUUAAACGGAACUGUUAGUAAAUUUGUUAACGCCGAUAGUGAUCCCCACGUGACGUAAGCUAAGUUAAAGGUGUUUAACGUGAAUGUCACUGCCUAACGCUCCAACGAACUAGUGAAUCAUCGUCGUUGCGGCCGGCGUUUUUUUUGUUUUGGUGUGUCUCACAACUUUAGCUAUAUACGUUACCAAAUAAAACAGACACACUUAAUAAAAGUAAUGAAUCUAAGGAGAAAAAUGGCCUGGAACGGGUUUCCAGUGGCAGUUCAGUUCAGCAUCGUCCUUGGUGGAUUUCUAUUAGCAACAGUUUGUUCUGCCGGUACUGUUUCAAAUCGUCCUGCAGGUGCUGUACAAACAGGUAGCAUACUACCAUCAGGUGCCCAAGACAAAUCAACAUCUCAACGAAGAAUUAUGCAUCCAGCCUUCGCAAAUGCUGGCAAAGCACCAGGACUUAAAAUUUGGAGAAUUGAGGAAUUUGAACCAGUACCCUACCCAAAAAAUAAAUAUGGAAAGUUCCAUGAAGGUGAUUCAUACAUCGUCCUUAAUACAAAACAAUCCAAGGACAAAAGUAUCUCUUGGGAUGUACACUUUUGGCUUGGUUCGGAAACCUCUACCGAUGAAGCUGGUACAGCAGCCAUCCUCACAGUUCAACUUGAUGACAUUCUUAAUGGAGCACCAGUUCAACAUCGUGAAGUUCAAGACCAUGAGUCACAACUAUUUUUGAGUUACUUUAAAAAUGGUGUCCGUUAUGAACAAGGUGGUGUAGGUUCGGGCUUCAAGCACGUACAAACCAAUGCAGAAGGUGAAAAACGACUUUUCCAAGUGAAAGGUAAACGCAACGUUCGUGUUCGUCAAGUGAAUCUAUCCGUGUCGUCGAUGAACAAAGGAGAUUGCUUCAUCCUGGAUGCUGGUAGUGAAAUUUAUGUUUAUGUUGGAAUACAAGCAAAACGUGUUGAAAAGCUCAAAGCUAUUAGCGCAGCUAAUCAAAUCAGGGAUCAAGAUCAUAAUGGACGUGCUAAGGUUAAUGUUAUAGAUGAAUUCAGCAGUGGAUCUGAUUUGCAAGAAUUCUUUAAUGUUCUUGGAUCAGGCUCACCUGACGAUGUUCCCGAUGAGUCUAUUGCUGAAGAAGAUGGAGUCUUUGAAAGCGGUGAUGAAAAAUCGGUCACUUUGUACAAGGUUACCGAUGAAUCUGGUUCACUUAAGAUUGAUCCAGUAGCUUCAAAACCUUUGAAACAAGAAAUGUUGGAUACCAGGGAUUGCUUUAUUUUGGACACUGGAUCUGGAAUUUAUGUUUGGGUUGGCAAGGAAGCUACACAAAAAGAAAAGGCAGAAGCUAUGAAUAAGGCAUCAGAGUUUUUGAAAACUAAGAAAUACCCUGCCUGGACUCAGGUCCACCGUAUUGUCCAGGGGGCUGAGUCAGCACCAUUCAAGCAAUACUUUGCUACAUGGAAGGAUUUGGGAGCUUCUCACACUCGACUAAUUCGCUCUGCCAUGGGCUAUAGCACAGAUGAUUCUGAUGUUGAAUUCGAUGAUAGUUUAGUCGAAUCGUUGAAGAAGAGUGGUGGUCGUGCCUUAGGCUUUAUGCCAGAUCAGGGUAAAGGCGAGAUUGUCAGACUUAUUCAGUUUGUUGAGCUUCCUGAUACCGAUGAAGUUCGUCGUACUGAAAUUCCCCUUCCAUUGCCAAAUCAGCUUCUUUUAGGAUUCGGGUCAUAUGUAAUUUUAUAUGACUUUAUUCAGUCAGAUGGAAACAAAGCUUCAGUUGUUUACGCUUGGAGGGGUUCAAAAGCGGGUUCCCCCUCAAUGGAUGAAGCUGUCAAAGUUGGCAUGGAAUUCGGCGAUGAGCUUGAUGCGGUUGUUGUCACAACUGUUCAAGGACAUGAACCAAGACAUUUUUUGAAAAUGUUCAAAGGGAAAUUAAUAACUUCUUACACUGGAGCACCAAGUGAACCAAUUUUGUUCCGUGUUAGCGGAACUGAUGAAACUGAUGUGAGGGCCAAUGAAGUUGAGGCCGAUUCAUCGUCAUUGGCUUCGGAUGAUGUUUAUGCUUUAGUCAAAAUUGCCCAGAAAAAAGUGUACAUUUGGGUUGGAUUGGCUGCAUCAGGAUUUGAAAAAAAUAUGGCUGAAGACCGUAUUGGUAGAUUUUGGCCAUCUUUCGAAAACGAAGUUAUUCAAGAAGGUGCUGAGCCCGAUGACUUUUGGGAUGAUUUGAAUGGCGAAGGUAUUUAUGAUCGUGGAAUGGGUAAGGGUGGCUCUCCAAUUUUGGAACCACGUCUGUUCCAUUGCAGAAUUCUUGUUAGUGGUAGAAUAAAGGUUGAAGAAGUUCCUGAUUUUCAACAAGAUGAUCUUGAUGUUGACGAUGUUAUGUUGUUGGAUGGUGGAGAUGAAAUUUAUGUAUGGGUUGGUUCUGGAACUACUGAAGAAGAACAAAAUGGAGUUUUUGAUAUGGCUAGAAAAUACAUCAAAAUGGAACCAUCUUCAAGAACUAUUGAAACUGCAACCAUUAUUUGGAUAAAACAAGGCAUUGAACCAAAGUGUUUUAAACGCAUGUUUCCUGAAUGGAAUGAUGAUGCGUGGAAGCUUAGGCCAACAUAUGAAGAAGUAUUGAAAAAUGUUUUAGAGAAGAACCUCAACCUCGAAGAGAACAACGUUUAAUGGUUUAAAAUAAAUCAUUUUUUACUUUAAGUUUACGAACAUAAAUAAAUUAAGUUCAAAUAAUGUGUAAUUAUGA
Episyrphus balteatus (marmalade hoverfly) is the source of this 2900-nucleotide messenger RNA. RefSeq names its product gelsolin. The transcript is spliced from 11 exons. Gene Ontology annotation, cellular component: actin cytoskeleton; cytoplasm. The coding region runs from base 392 to 2824 and encodes 810 amino acids. Gene Ontology annotation, biological process: actin polymerization or depolymerization; barbed-end actin filament capping; actin filament severing. NCBI's taxonomy places the organism in Eukaryota, Metazoa, Arthropoda, Insecta, Diptera, Syrphidae. Gene Ontology annotation, molecular function: phosphatidylinositol-4,5-bisphosphate binding; actin filament binding. The record is from RefSeq and is a predicted model, not a curated record.